CUCUCCACGCCCCCGGAGCACGCAGUGCGCGUGCCCGAGGUUCUGCUCCAUAAAUCCUCCUCAGGAGCUCCUGGAGCCGGACUGUUGGUUCUGAGGAAGAGGAGGAAGAGGAGCGAUGCCGCCGCGUAAAAGCCUGUUCGCGUCCUUCAUCUCCGCGGCCCCCGAGGGGCCCGCGGACCAGGCGSACCGACCCGAGGCCGAGCGCGCCGGAGACGAGCCUCCGCGCGCCCUGACGGAGCUGCGGCUGGGGGCCCCCGGCGGCGCGCUGCGCCACCUGCAGCCGGACAGGUGCGCGCUGGAGCACGCGCAGAGGCGGCGGCGGCUGGCCGCCAACGCGCGCGAGCGGAGGAGGAUGCUGGGCCUGAACGUGGCCUUCGACCGGCUCCGGAGCGUCAUCCCGAACCUGGAGAGCGACAAGAAGCUGUCCAAGUCCGAGACCCUGCAGAUGGCCCAGAUCUACAUCAGCACCCUGAGCGAGCUGCUGCAGGACGGACCGGAACCAGACCCGGAACCGGAGCCCGAUGGAGAGGCCCGGGGCCCCGAGAGGACCAGAUAACCAGAACCAGAACUUUUAGAGACUCAAACUUUUUUAAUGUUUCUUAAUUAAUGUUUAAACAUUUGUUUCAAAUGAACUUCCUGUUAUUUUUUAUAUUUUUAUUCAGAAAAACUAAAGAUUUUGUUUCCGAACAGAAAAUCCUUGUUGCUCAAUUUAAAA
This is a messenger RNA of Austrofundulus limnaeus, 715 nucleotides long. RefSeq names its product atonal bHLH transcription factor 1c (gene atoh1c). Gene Ontology annotation, cellular component: nucleus. The transcript has a single exon. Gene Ontology annotation, molecular function: E-box binding; protein dimerization activity; DNA-binding transcription factor activity, RNA polymerase II-specific. Gene Ontology annotation, biological process: sensory organ development; axon development; positive regulation of transcription by RNA polymerase II. NCBI's taxonomy places the organism in Eukaryota, Metazoa, Chordata, Actinopteri, Cyprinodontiformes, Rivulidae. The record is from RefSeq and is a predicted model, not a curated record. Bases 116 to 556 code for a protein of 146 amino acids.